AUGGUCAUUGAGGGUACUUGUUACAUAAACAGAGAGAGAGAGAAGGGUGAGAAGGGAAGAGUCUGUGUUACAGGUGCAGGCGGGUAUUGUGCUUCUUGGGUGGUGAAGCUUCUUCUCUCGAAGGGAUACACCGUACACGAAACCGUUCGAGAUCCAGAUGAUGAAAAGAAGAAUGGGCAUUUAAAGAAAAUGGAAAAUUCAUCAAAUCUUCAGCUCUUCCAUGCAGAUGUCAUGGACUAUGAUUCUCUCUCUAGAGCCAUCUCAGGAUGUGAGGGAGUAUUUCAUGCAGCAAGUCCAGUCCCAUCUGGUCAACUUACAGAUUUCCAGAAAGAAUUGGUGGAUCCACCAGUAAAGGGAGCACUGAAUGUGCUAAAAGCAUCUCAUGAGGCAGGAAUCAAAAGAGUUGUGCUUGUGUCUUCAAUGGCCGCUGUAGUAAACAAUCCGAAGUGGCCCAAGGAUAUACAUAUGGAUGAGACUUGCUGGUCCGAGAUGCCAUCUUGCAAAACAGCCGAGGUGACGAGAGAUUAUCCCCGCCUCGAGGGGAAAAUACAUGCUCUGGUUGAUGUACGGGAUGUAGCUGAGGCACUUUUGCUGGUUUAUGAAAACCCUAAAGCAGCUGGAAGAUACAUUUGGGUUGCAUAUUCUUUGAAAUUCAGGGAAAUGGCUGAGAUAAUUAAGAGGCGCUAUCCUAACUUUGAGUACACAACUGAGUUUACUGAUGAGAAGGGUAACAAAGAAUUCAAUUCAGAGAAGCUCAAGUCAUUGGGAUGGAAGUUCAGGCCUUUGGAAGACACUCUGGUUGAUUUUGUUGAAUAUUUACAUGAAGCAGGUCUCUUGAAAUGGAAGGAAUCAUUUUAGUUAUAGAGAUGAGGAAUUAAAUAAAGGUGCGGUUUGU
This is a messenger RNA of Amborella trichopoda, 895 nucleotides long. The record is from RefSeq and is a predicted model, not a curated record. NCBI's taxonomy places the organism in Eukaryota, Viridiplantae, Streptophyta, Magnoliopsida, Amborellales, Amborellaceae.